Molecule: messenger RNA, 580 nt
Organism: Heterocephalus glaber (naked mole-rat)
Lineage: Eukaryota; Metazoa; Chordata; Mammalia; Rodentia; Bathyergidae
Product: keratin-associated protein 14-like
Source: RefSeq, a predicted model, not a curated record
GUCAACAUGUCCUACAGCUGCUCCUCUGGAAACUUCUCCUCCCGCUCCGUUGGGGGCUACCUGCAGUACCCAGGCUCCUCCUGUGGCUCUUCCUACCCCAACAACCUGGUCUACAGCACUGAUCUCCAAGCUCCCAUCACCUUACAGCUGGACUCCCCUCUCCACAGUGGGUGUCAGGAGACCUCCUCUGAGGCUAUCAGCUCCCAGAGGUCCUGCGUGGUGUCCAGACCUUGCCAGACGUCCUGCUACCUCCCGAAGAUCUCCACCCUGGGCAAUAAUUGCCAAACAACUCUCUCAGGAUCUCUGGGAUUUGGGUCCAGGGGCUUCCAGUCUUUUGGCUGUGGCUCCCCAUCUCUGGGCCUUGGAUCUACUGGUUUUCAAUCAGUGGGCUAUGGACCCCGUACUUUCUCCUCCCUAAGUUGUGUGUCCAACUUUUACAGUCCAACCUACUUCUCUUCUAGAAGUUUCCAGUCUACUUUCCAACCUACUUGUGGAUCUGGCUUCUAUUAACCACGUAUUUCAGGAAUCAGAAUUUUAAAUGUAACACCUACUAUCUUAAGAUUAGAAUUUUAAAUAUAAC